AUUUUCUUGUUCUGCAGUUUCUCUCUCAUCUCUCUCUCUCUCUCUCUCAGUCUCUCUGUGCGUGGAGGAGCAAUGGCGUCGAGUCUGUUCAAAACACUAAUCCGAUCGUCAAAUUCACCAUCACCGGUCAGGAGCUUCAGCCUAAUCAGCAGCCAAAUCAGCGAACACACCGCCAAAUGGAUGCAGGAUACAAGUAAGAAGUCCCCAAUGGAAUUGAUCAAUGAAGUUCCGCCCAUCAAGGUUGAAGACAGGAUUGUUGCUUGUGAAGGAGACAGCAAUCCUGCACUUGGGCAUCCAAUUGAGUUCAUAUGCCUUGACCUGAAUGAGCCAGCUAUCUGCAAGUAUUGUGGUCUACGCUAUGUUCAGGAGCACCACCACUAGGAGUUUGAUGGUGAUUAUUCUGAACCACUACAAUCUGCAUUGUUGAAACCCCAGGGUAUAAUUAUGACAUGGCAAGGUUCAUGUUUGUUUAGCAUUUUGUUUUUUCUUGGACUGAAUCAUGCUGUAUUGAUAAGAUUUUCAUGUAUUCAAUAUUUAGCAAAAUAAAGAUUUGACAUGCCGCUUGAUUUUCCUCCCAA
Messenger RNA from Quercus lobata, 578 nucleotides. RefSeq names its product NADH-ubiquinone oxidoreductase-like protein. Gene Ontology annotation, biological process: mitochondrial electron transport, NADH to ubiquinone. The coding region runs from base 73 to 381 and encodes 102 amino acids. Gene Ontology annotation, cellular component: respiratory chain complex I. The transcript is spliced from 3 exons. NCBI's taxonomy places the organism in Eukaryota, Viridiplantae, Streptophyta, Magnoliopsida, Fagales, Fagaceae. The record is from RefSeq and is a predicted model, not a curated record.